AUGGUCUACCGCCAGAUGUGCGUCAAGUCGUCAGCUCCCGUAGUGGAGCGUCCCCCCAGCUGUCAGGACAUCCGCUGCGAUGAUCUGCAGACCUGCGUGCUGCGGCAGAUCGCCUGCGUGCGCGCGCCCUGCUACCCAGUGCCGGUGUGCAUCCAGAACCAGUGUGCCCUCAUGUUCUGCCGCGCUGGAACAACCUGUGUGACAACCGUGGUACCCGGCUCCAACCCGACCUGCUCCGACUUCCCUCGCUGCCGCUACUCUUUCAGCUGCCAGCCACGGGCCAAGCCCAAGCCCGGCUUCUGUCCGCCGCCGGAGCAGGUGUCCCAGGCCAACGUCAACCUCUGCCAGUACGACAACGACUGCGCAUCCAACCUGCUCUGCUGUCCGGGCGCGUCCAGAGGGGGACGUAACUGCACCGCCCCCGCCUUCCCCGAUCCGUGUGCUGGCUUCAAGUGCCCUCCUGCUCCAAACAUCGUGGCGGGGUCUGGAGGUGGUGCGCUCUUCGCGACAAUGCAGAUCGCGCCCUUCAACUACGUGCGGCGCAGCAAGAACUUUGACCCGUCCAAGUGGCCGCUGGCCAACAACGAACCAGACCACCCGCAGUCGGACUGCUCAGCUCCCUGCCGCAGAUCCGUGACCACCACGUACAAGGACUCGCCGCGCACGGACGCCGAGAACCGGGCCAUCUGCGAGCUGGCGCUGCGCGGCCUCCAGCUGCUCUCCGAGUGGACGUCGGUGGUGACGGAGCUCUACUCGUGGAAGCUGCUGCACCCGACCGACCACCACCAGAACAAGGAGUGUCCCACCGAGGCCGAGGAGUACGGAGCGGGUCAGUGGCGGGCCACGCGCUACAACUACAACCCGACGACGAGAAGUUCCGCGCUGAUCGAGGUCAUCGCCAUGAUCAAGGGCCUCCAGGUGCUGAUGGCCAAGAUGGAGACGGCCUUCAGCGACGGUAUCCGGCGUAACAUCUACGCCGAGCUGCAGGACUUCAUCCAGCUGACGCUUGCGCGAGCCGCUGCGCAAGGUCCAUCAAGAACAAGAAGGAACCUGGUCCGGAGCAUCAUCACGUCCAUCCGGGAGACGUGUGCCGACUGGCAGCACGGCGUCCAGCCGCAGGACGACCCCAUGCUGCGCGGGAAGAAGGACCCCGACAGCGGCUUCAGCAUCAAGGUGCCGCGCCGGCGCGUCGGCCCGUCCUCGACGCAGCUGUACAUGGUGCGCACCAUGCUGGAGUCGCUGAUCGCCGACAAGUCUGGCGGCAAGCGCACGCUGCGCAAGGACAUCGACGGCCCGUACCUGCUGCAGAUCGACCAGUUCCACAAGACGUCCUUCUUCUGGCCGUACCUGCUGAACAUCAGCGAGUUCCUGCAGCAGUGCUGCGACCUCUCGCAGCUGUGGUACCGCGAGUUCUACCUCGAGAUGACCAUGGGCAAGCGCAUCCAGCAUUGCACGGCGCCGCACGAGCACAACGAUGAGUGUACCAACCUGGUGGUGAUGGAGAAGCGCAUUCAGUUCCCCAUCGAGAUGUCGAUGCCGUGGAUCCUGACCGACCACAUCCUGCGCAACAAGGAGCCCUCCAUGAUGGAGUGCGUGCUCUACCCGCUGGACUUGUACAACGACGCUGGCUACUACGCGCUCACCAAGUUCCGCAAGCAGUUCCUCUACGACGAGGUCGAAGCCGAGGUCAACCUCUGCUUCGACCAGUUCGUCUACAAGCUGAGCGAGCAGAUCUUCGCGUACUACAAGAACCUGGCUGGCAGCAUCAUGCUGGACAAGCGCUUCCGGAUCGACUGCGCCAUGCUGGGCACGCGGCUGCCGUACCCGCCGGCCAACCGGUACGAGACGCUGAUGAAGCAGCGGCACGUGCUGCUGCUGGGCCGCUCGAUCGACCUCAACAAGCUCAUCUCGCAGCGCAUCAACGCCAACAUGCAGAAGUCGCUCGACCUGGCGCUGACGCGCUUCGAGGCGAGCGACCUGACCGGCAUCGUGGAGCUGGACGGCCUGCUGCGGGUCAAUCACCUGGCGCACAAGCUGCUGAGCGCCAGCCUGGCCCUCGACGACUACGACGCCAUGCUGCGCGAGGCCAACCACAACGUGCUGGCGCCCUACGGCCGCAUCACACUGCACGUGUUCUGGGAGCUCAACUACGACUUCCUGCCCAACUACUGCUACAACGCCGCCACCAACCGGUUUGUGCGCGCCACGGGCCUGGUGUUCUCGGCCGGGGUGAACCGGGAGAAGCCGCCGCAGGCGCCACACUUCAUGCUCUGGGGCAGCCGGGCGCUCAACACCUCCUACAGCAGCAUCUACGGCCAGUACUCGGGCUUCGUGGGCGCGCCGCACUUCAGGGCGGUCUGCCGGCUGCUCGGCUACCAGGGCAUCGCCGUGGUGAUGGAGGAGCUGCUCAAGAUCAUCAAGUCGCUCAUCCAGGGCAACAUCCUGCAGUUCACGCGCACGCUGAUGCACGUGAUGCCGCAGCGCUGUCACCUGCCCAUGCACGACUACGGCUCGGCCGGCGUGCUGGAGUACUACAAUGCCACGCUGAACGACAUCAUCCAGUACCCGGACGCCCGCACCGAGCUCUUCCACAACUUCCGCGAGUUCGGCAACGCGCUGCUCUUCUGCCUGCUGAUGGAGCAGGCGCUCAGCCAGGAGGAGGUGUGCGAUCUGCUGCACGCGGCGCCGUUCCAGUUCAUCCUACCGCGCGUCUUCUGCCGUGAGAACGAGAAGCAAGAGCUGAAGCAGAAGCGGCUGCAGGAGAAGUACGCCGCCCUGCAGGUGGUGCACAACAUCGGCCAGAUGGGCACGCCCAGCCAAGCCAACAUCGCCGAGGAGGGCGACCUGCUGACGCGCGAGCGGCUCUGCUGCGGCCUCUCCGUGUUCGAAGUGAUCCUGAGCCGGGUGCGCGGCUUCCUGGACGACCCCAUCUGGGUGGGCCCGCCGCCCAAGAACGGCGUCAUGAACAUCGAGGAGUGCACCGAGUUCCACCGGUUGUGGUCGGCGUUGCAGUUCGUCUACAGCAUCCCGGUCGGAGAGAACGAGUUCACCGUCGAGCAGAUGUUCGGCGAGGGCAUGCACUGGGCCGGCUGCGCCAUGAUCGUGCUGCUCGGCCAGCAGCGGCGCUUCGAGGCGCUCGACUUCUGCUACCACCUGCUGCGCGUGCAGCGCGUCGACGGCAAGGACGGCGUCAUCACUGGCAUCCCGCUCAAGAAGAUGGUGGACCGCAUCCGGCGCUUCCAGGUGCUCAACUCGCAGAUCUUCGCCGUGCUCAACAAGUACCUGAAAAGCUCGUACAGCGACCAGGACAACCUGCCGGUGGAGCACGUCAAGUGCUUCCAGCCACCGAUCCACCUGGCCAACCAGGGCCACUACCAGCGGCCCGACCAGCUGCGGCCAGUGCGCAAGUCGUGA
This is a messenger RNA of Pollicipes pollicipes, 3414 nucleotides long. Its product is annotated as cytoplasmic FMR1-interacting protein-like. Gene Ontology annotation, molecular function: peptidase inhibitor activity; small GTPase binding. The record is from RefSeq and is a predicted model, not a curated record. Gene Ontology annotation, biological process: regulation of actin filament polymerization. Gene Ontology annotation, cellular component: extracellular region. Lineage: Eukaryota; Metazoa; Arthropoda; Thecostraca; Pollicipedomorpha; Pollicipedidae.